Aspergillus ibericus CBS 121593 is the source of this 624-nucleotide messenger RNA. RefSeq lists its product as uncharacterized. NCBI's taxonomy places the organism in Eukaryota, Fungi, Ascomycota, Eurotiomycetes, Eurotiales, Aspergillaceae. The transcript has a single exon. Bases 1 to 624 code for a protein of 207 amino acids. The record is from RefSeq and is a predicted model, not a curated record.
AUGUUGCGGGAUGUCCUGGAGGUUCCGCUGGAAGAGAUUCGAUCAGAGUCUGGUCUGGAGGAAUUGGGUGUCGAUUCUCUGCUUGCCACCGAACUCUUCUCGGAGGUGAGUAAACGCUUCGGCGUGUCUGUAUCUCACGCGGAAUUUGCGACAGCCACCAAUGUUCGGGACCUGUCUCGACUUAUCUCCGGUCCAGAGGAUGUCUCGGCGCCUAGUUCUGUCUCACUGGGCACCUCGACACCACGAUCUAUUCCUGCGCCGAUAACCCCGGUGCCUGAACAGCUGCCAGUGCCAUACCAACCAGGGCCAGGAGCGACUCAGCCCGUGGUCAAGAUAACCGAAAUGUUGGCCGACGUCCUCGAAAUUCCGAUCGAGGAGAUCUCAUCAAGCUCCAAUCUAGAAGAGCUGGGGGGUAGAUUCGCUCCUUGCUACCGAGCUCUUUUCCGAGCUGAACAAGCGAUUUGGGGUUUUCAUCUCACACCCCGAUUUUGCUACCAUAACGGACGUUCAGGGACUCGCGCGAUUGGUCUCCGGGUCCGGGGCAUCAGAGGCCAUCGCUCUUACUCCCCCACCCCAAGCUCAUUCGGCAAAACCGGCGAAAGGGUCAGCCUCCGUCGAUAUUGA